CGUGCUCAUUUUCUUGAUCAUUGAAGUGGUCUUAAGGCAGUCGAUGAAACCGCAGCGCAGUGCCGGUCUGUGCUAGUGGUCACCGCCUUGGCUAUCACCUCCUUACUACGACAAUAUGUCUGCUCCAACCGUUCCAAGUAGCUUGCAGAUUUACAACUCAUACGUCGAAGACCCCAUAUGGCAACGUAAAUUCACCAUAAUCUGGUGCUCUGGCCUGGCGCUGGCUGUGGUCGUUUCUGUUCCCAGCUUGAUUCUUGGUUUGAGGAACGGGCGUUCCCUCAAGGGCAUCGCUGGAGUCUCAGAGACCAAUGGAUAUCGGUCCGCGUAUGGGUCAGAUGGCAAGAAGCCCCCGCCUAUCCGACGGCGAAGUCGCAGAUUAGUUGGAGCUUGGAAUGCCCUUAUCUCACCGACGUACUGGUCUCCUCCGAAGCUUGGAUUAAAUCUUGGACAAAUCAUAAUAUUGUUGGCGUACCUCGCGGCUGUACUGGUCUGCAUCAUAAAGGAUGUAUCUCUUAUUUCAAACCCCAAUAGAGCUGGAUUUCUCGCUCUUGCACAGUUCCCGGUCGUCUUUUUAUUCGCAACAAAAAAUUCAAUUCUGUCCUUACUGUUAGGACCAGGGAAUGGCUACGAGAAACUCAAUUUUAUGCAUAGGAUGGCGGGAAGAGCUAUGUUCCUUGGUGGAUGUAUUCAUGGGUCCUUGUGGAUACGCAACCACCUACAGUAUGGACUCCCGAUUCUUGGUCCGCAGAAAGAGACUUCGGGAGUAGCUUCGUUGGCGCUGCUCUGCAUCAUUGUCCUUACGUCUUUGAGGCCAGUCAGGAUAUUAUUUUACGAGUGCUUCUUCGUUAUCCACGUUUUGACAUAUGUGGCAUUCUUUGUCACCAUAUGCUACCAUACUAUAUAUGCGUCACCGUGGAUAUUCCCUCCCCUCGCAUUAUAUGGUGCCGAUGUGUUAUUACGCCUACUCCGUUAUCGAAUCAAGGACGCCACACUCACUGCGCAGGAUGAUCAAAUGACUCUGAUCCGCGUCCAUAACUGCGACGAUGGCUGGCUUGCUGGUCAGCAUGUCAGAUUGCGUGUUUUCUUCUCCAAUAGAGUGUUUGAAUCCCACGCCCUCACUAUUCUCUCCGCUCCGCCUUCCCACUCGUGCCUGACCUCCCCUGGAUUCCUUCUUGCCGCACGAACCAAUGGAGACUGGACGCGGGCAUUAAAUAACUAUACCAGAAAGGAACAAGAACGUUUACAGAUCGAUGAGAAGCCCGACGUCGAUUCAUCUGCUUCCGUUCAGGUUAUGCUGGAUGGUCCUUAUGGGGGUUCAAGUAUCGAUCUGGGUCGAUACGAAAGCGUGUUCCUUAUAGCCGGCGGGUCUGGCAUCACAUUCACUCUUGGUCUACUGGACGACAUCAUCGGUAGAUGUGUAAAACUAGGUCGCAGUCAAGGGGAACGAACGAGGAAGAUUGAAUUCAUUUGGUGCAUUAGAUCUUUCGGUCAGAUAGAAUGGUUCGCUCCGAUGCUGGUGGAUAUUGCUACGGCAGCAUCAGAUAACUCCAUUGACCUGCACAUCUCUAUUUUCGUAACGUGUCUUUGCAACCCGGAAGCGGUGCCUCAUAUUCCCAACUCCAUUGUCACUCUGUCUCGUCCGUCUGUCCAGGGUCUUCUCAAGGACUUCAUCAGUCUUUCGCCUACCUCUGAGAAGGAGGGUUCGAUCGAGCCCCGUAUUGAUGAAAGCCAAGAGUGGCGAAGCUCAGGUGGAGGGGUCGCAGUCUGCGCCAGUGGCCCAGAGAGCUUGACAAGAGAAGCACGGAAUGCAGUUGCGAGACUAGGUUUAACCAUGAACAUGGACGUGGGCGGUAUUGCUUUACAUACAGAGUUAUUUACUCUGUAAUGCUAAAGUGAAUAUCGGAAUUUCAUCUCGGUUGUUUGAUGAUGUAGUCUCUGUAAUGCUAGGGCUAAUUUUGGGGUUAUAUUCUCGUCAGUGAUUCUCGACGUUUUCUGAAUGCUUGAG
Molecule: messenger RNA, 2005 nt
Organism: Suillus paluster
Lineage: Eukaryota; Fungi; Basidiomycota; Agaricomycetes; Boletales; Suillaceae
Product: iron reductase
Exons: 8
Coding region: 116-1885 (589 amino acids)
Biological process (GO): copper ion import; intracellular iron ion homeostasis; iron ion transport
Cellular component (GO): plasma membrane
Molecular function (GO): ferric-chelate reductase activity
Source: RefSeq, a predicted model, not a curated record